This is a messenger RNA of Sciurus carolinensis (gray squirrel), 3381 nucleotides long. It is a transcript of the gene Btnl2, whose product is annotated as butyrophilin like 2. Gene Ontology annotation, molecular function: signaling receptor binding. Gene Ontology annotation, cellular component: external side of plasma membrane. NCBI's taxonomy places the organism in Eukaryota, Metazoa, Chordata, Mammalia, Rodentia, Sciuridae. The coding region runs from base 154 to 1833 and encodes 559 amino acids. The record is from RefSeq and is a predicted model, not a curated record. The transcript has 9 exons. Gene Ontology annotation, biological process: T cell receptor signaling pathway; regulation of cytokine production.
UGUCCCAUAGUUCUGUCUCCAAUCAGCACACCCCAGGGCUCUGAUCUGUCUUUGAACACCUGCUAUGUGGAUGAAGAAUACACCUGAGAACAAGUGAAGAGAAGAUCCAGCAACCCCUGACUUCACCCCCAAGGAGAAAGAGAGACACGGAGAAUGGUGGAUCUUCCAGGGCACAGUCUGUCUGGUGUGAUUGCCUCCUUCUUAUUCAUCCUGCUGACCAUGAAGCAAUCAGAUGACUUCAGAGUGAUUGGUCCUGCAUAUCCUAUCCUGACCAGGGUUGGGGAAGAUGCACUGCUAACCUGUCAGCUCUUCCCCAAGAGGACUGCAAUGCACAUGAAGGUGAAGUGGUACCGCACAGAACCUGACAUGCCUGCAAUUGCACACUGGGAUGGAGUUGAGAUGACUGAGAUGCAGAUGGAGGAGUACAGAGACCGGAUAGAGUGGAUAGAUGACAGCAUUGCAGAUGGAAAUGUGACUCUGAAGAUACACAACAUCCAACCAUCCGACAAUGGGCAAUACUGGUGCCAAUUCCAGGAGGGGAACUAUCAUAAAGAGACAAGCUUGCUGCUCAAAGUAGCAAAUAUGGGGUCUGCCCCUAAAAUCCACAUGGAAGGACCCAGGGAAGGUGAGGUCCAGCUUGUGUGCACUGCAAAGGGCUGGUUCCCAGAACCCCAGGUCUAUUGGGAAGACAUCACAGGAGAGAGGUUGCUGACUGUCUCUGAGCAUCAUAUCCAAGAUGAAGAGGGCCUGUUCUAUGUGGAAGACACCCUUGUGAUCAGGAAUGUGUCUGUAGAAACUGUGUCCUGCUUCAUCCACAACCCUGUCCUCACAGAGGGGAAGGGGGCAGUCAUUGCCCUCCCAGAGAAACUCCAGACUGAGCUGGCAUCCUUAAAAGUGAUUGGACCUUCCCAGCCCAUCCUGGUCAGAGUGGGAGAAGACAUACAAUUAACCUGUUACCUGUUCCCCAAGGCUAAUGCACAGAGCAUGGAGGUGAGGUGGGUCCAAGCCCACCAUUAUCCUGCAGUUUAUGUAUAUAUGAAUGGGGACCAUGUGGCUAGAGAGCAGAUGGUAGACUACAGAGGGAGGACUGCACUGAUGAGUGAUGCCAUCCAUGAGGGGAGACUAACCCUGCAGAUACAAAAUGCCAGAACUUCAGAUGAUGGGCAGUACCAGUGCCUUUUUGAAAAAGAUGGUGUCUACCAGAAGGCCAGUUUGGAUCUGAAGGUGGUAGCUGUGGGUUCUUCCCCGAGGAUCACCAUGGAGGUGCUGACAGAUGGAGAGAUACAGCUGAUGUGCACUUCAAAUGGGUGGUUCCCACAACCCCAAAUGCAAUGGAGAGACAUGGAAGGAAAGACAAUACCAUCAAUUUCUGAGAUCCUGCAUUCAGACAGCCAUGGGCUGUUCCAUGUGGAGACAUCUCUUUUGAUCCCUAACAGCUCCAUGGCAAAUGUGACUUGUUCCAUCAGCAACCUCCCUCUGGGUGAGGAGAAAAAAGCAGCUUUUACUCUCUCAGAGUCCAGGAUGGCAUUUUCAUGGACGAUACUACCUGUUUUGGGAUUGCUUUUUGCCAUGGUCAUAGGCCUGAUCAGGAGGAAGAACUGUGAGAAAGUGAAUAUGACCCUGGAUCCUAAUACAGCUCACUCAAAACUGAUUCUUUCUGAGGAACACGAGGGCAUGACCCACGAUCAUUCAUGCAGCCAGACAUUCCACAGAGAUCUGACUCUCUGCUCUACCUGCUGGGCCAUAAGGGGCUCACAUCUGGGAGGUGGUACUGAGAGAUGGAGGUCAGGGAUGGGACAGGAUGGGUCUCUGAUGUCAAGGACAAUGUCUUAAGGAAAAGUCAUCAUUGUGUCACAGUCAUCACUGUGUCAUCAUUGUGUCACCUCAUAUCCCACUACCCAGAAAUUCUUAUCUGGACUUUCUAUCGGCCACCCCUUUCUCCUUACUGUAUCUGAACAAACACCCAGAGCCCACCUAGUUGCAGGUCCAUCUUCCUUUUACCUCCCAAUAAUGUUUCCCUGGGGUAAAGCAAUUCUGACCCAUCAUGGGUUUGGGGCAGUAGUUGCUAUGGAAAUAUGUACUGGGCCAUCACCUCUCCUCCUCCAAACCUUCUCCUGAGGUGGCCCCUGGAUGAUUGGAGUGUCCCUGACUGUGCCUCUGGAUAUCUUUCUUUUGUAACAUGAUCAACAGGUUUCCUCUCUACACCUUUCUUCAGAAUUUUUUCUCUGGAAUUCUAUACCCACUCUUCAUCAUGUGGUCCCCUGAUGUAGUUCUCUGUACAUCUGUACCCAGAAGGACCCCUUCAACAUCUUCGAGGGAAACAACAACCUUGAAUUCUGAAAACCAGGAUGAUAAUGAGAGUCCCGGAACUGUCGUCCUUUCACCAACUGCUGGAAGGAGGCUCUUAUCACCAUUGAUCCCUUCAGAGGCCUAUCCUACUCCAGGUUCUGUGAUAUUCUAACUCCUAAUUACAAACUGAUAUCAUAUGACCAAACCCUUACAAAAUCCAAUGGGAAAUGCAGUUUAGCACAUAGGAGGAAAUGAAAGCACUCAUCAAGUAUUCAAUCAGUUGUUUUAAAAUAGUGGCAAUUAAACUGUCCAUGUAAGUGGAGCUGAGAAAACAAAAAAUAUGGUUAAAGAACAGUGAGAAAAAACAGCUGCAUAUAAAGAGAAAAAUAUAAUCUUGAAAUUAUAUUGUGUUGUGUUGUGAAAUCCCUACUCCAGACUUUUUCAAAAAGUUAAGAAAGAAUGUGGAGUGAGGAAACUUUUUAGAAAUUCCAAUCCAAGAGAAAAAUUAAUUAUGUAUCAUGCAUAUGACAACACCAUUUUAAUAUUUAAGGCAAAAUAAAGUGCACAAUUUAGAAUUAAUAAUUAUAAAAUAUAAAUAUAAGCAAUAAGGGCAACAAAGAGUAAACAAUAAAGUGAUAAGUUAAAGAAGAGAAACUGUAUGUGGAAGAAGAAAGAAUUUUUUUAAGUCUUUAAGAAAGAAAAUGGACAACAACGAAGGUGAUGGGUUAGAGUUACCUAUAUUCCUCCAAAGAACUAUAUGGGCUUCAAUAUUACAUACAUAAAAUAUAAUGAUAAAUUAUUUUGUUACAUCUUAAAAAAAAGAAAGGGUCUUAAAUUCUCAUGAAGCAAGAAUGAGGAAUAUCUGCUAAAGACACUGCUGCUUUCCAGGAUGGCAAACAUCACAAAGUUGUCCCUAUCCUUUGAGGAUCAUUCAUCUACAGCAUUCUGGAGUCUCUCUUUUGGAUCAUAAUAUUUUCUUUCUAUUUCUAAACUCAUAAAUUUAUGUUUGAAAUUGUUAUUCUCUCAAGUAUUUGCAAAUUUAUUUUACUUUUUCAAUUAUGGUAAAAUAAAUGCUGAAUAAAAUUCAUCAUU